Messenger RNA from Spea bombifrons (plains spadefoot toad), 2491 nucleotides. It is a transcript of the gene ATG16L1, whose product is annotated as autophagy related 16 like 1. Gene Ontology annotation, biological process: negative stranded viral RNA replication; autophagosome assembly. Gene Ontology annotation, cellular component: autophagosome membrane. The coding region runs from base 175 to 2061 and encodes 628 amino acids. The record is from RefSeq and is a predicted model, not a curated record. Gene Ontology annotation, molecular function: protein binding. NCBI's taxonomy places the organism in Eukaryota, Metazoa, Chordata, Amphibia, Anura, Pelobatidae. The transcript is spliced from 19 exons.
CGGCUUGUAGUGCGGGUGAAAACAGGCGCCCGGACUGGCUGAAGUCUUUCCCUUCUCCGGCGCAAACUCCAUAAUUGCCCCAUGCGAGAGCGGGAAGUUGUUGCUUCGUAAGCGUCUCGCACGGCUUACAUUGCGCCCCCUUAUCUGCGUUUUACACCCCACAGCCUGGCUGCCAUGUGGGGACUGCGGGACGGCGGUGCUCAGUUCAGGGCGCCUGGCAGCCCUGGCUGGAAGCUGCACAUAGCUAGAGAGCUGAGGCGCAGAGACCGCGAGCAGAGGCAGGCGUUUGAAGAGCUCAUCCAGCAAUAUAACCGGCUACUCGAAAAGUCUGACCUUCAGUCUGUUUUGGCUGAUAAAUUGCAGUCAGAAAAAUACGACCAGCAAAGCCGCCAUGACAUCAGCCCGGGCCCUGAUGGGGUGCGAAAUGACACACUGCUGCAAGACAUGGCCCAGAUGAGGAUAAAACAUCAGGAGGAACUCACUGAGCUUCAUAAAAAGCGUGGAGAGUUGGCCCAGACAGUGAUAGAGCUGAACAAUCAGAUGCAACAAAAGGACAAAGAAAUCCAAACAAACGAGGAAACAAUUAAGGAGUACCAGCGUAUCAUCAAUGAGCUGGAGACAGAGUGCCAGGAUUUGCGUAACAAAUUGCAAGAACUUGAACGUGCCAACCAGACCUUAAAAGACGAGUACGACGCUUUACAGAUCACUUUCAACGCUCUGGAAGAGAAGCUGCGGAAGACUACAGAGGACAACCAGGAGCUAGUGACCCGUUGGAUGGCUGAGAAGGCCCAAGAAGCCAACAAGCUGAAUGCAGAGAACGAGAAGGAUUCAAAGAGAAGGCAAGCCAAGCUGCAAAAGGAAUUGGCUGAAGCAGCUAAAGAACCUCUUGCUUUGGAGCCUGAUGAUGAUAUAGAGGUGCUGCCUGAUAGUGCAGAUCCUACUGGAGAGAACUCUGCAGUGCAAACCUUGGGACGAACAGCCAGUAAGCGACUUUCUCAGCCUGCCGUAGGAGGCCUGCUGGACUCCAUCACUAAUAUCUUCGGUCUGUCUGAUUCUCCCCUCUUGGGCCAUCGUUCCGACACGUCCAGGAGACGGUCUAUAUCUUCCUCACCAGCCUCUCAUGACUGUCACGAUGCUCAAGCCGGUGCAAACCGCAAAGUAUGCGUUCCCUCGAUGGCUAUUCAUGCCUUUGAUGCGCAUGAUGGUGAAGUCAAUGCAGUGCGAUUUGGCCCAGGUUCCAGAUUAUUGGCCACAGGAGGAAUGGACCGAAGGGUAAAAUUGUGGGAGGUGAUUGGAGAUAAAUGUGAGAGUAAAGGUUCCCUCACUGGAAGUAACGCAGGAAUCACCAGCAUAGAGUUUGACAGCGCUGGCUCUUACCUUCUUGCUGCUUCCAAUGACUUUGCCAGCAGAAUCUGGACAGUAGAUGACUACCGGUUGCGGCACACACUAACUGGUCACAGUGGGAAAGUUUUAUCUGCCAAAUUCUUGCUGGACAACGCUCGGAUUGUUUCAGGGAGCCACGACAGGACAUUAAAACUCUGGGAUUUGCGCAGCAAAGUCUGUAUCAAAACUGUGUUUGCUGGGUCAAGCUGUAAUGAUAUUGUCUGUACAGAACAAUGUGUGAUGAGCGGUCACUUCGAUAAAAAAAUACGAUUUUGGGAUAUAAGGACAGAGACCAUUGUUCGAGAAUUGGAAUUGCAAGGUAGAAUCACUGCUCUAGAUUUAAAUCCAGAGAGGACAGAGUUGCUCAGCUGCUCUCGUGAUGACCUUAUUAAGAUCAUUGACCUGCGUGCCUGUGCUGUGCGGCAGACCUUCAGUGCUCAAGGGUUUAAGUGCGGAUCUGAUUGGACCAGAGUCAUUUUUAGCCCAGAUGGCAAUUAUGUGGCAGCUGGUUCAGCCGAGGGGACACUGUACUUCUGGAAUGUGUUGACUGGCAAAGUGGAGAAGAUGCUUGGGAAACAACACGGAUCUUCUAUAAAUGCUGUUGCGUGGUCUCCCUCUGGUGCUUAUGUGGUCAGUGUGGACAAAGGAAGCAGAGGAGUUUUGUGGUCCGACUUAUAAUUGCUAGCCAACCCAAAGAUGGAGCCUCUACUGCAAGCAACUGGUCUCGGAGUGGUGAUGGAGCCAGCUCUAACAUCUGAGCACCCAAUACCAGCUAGGUCUCCAAGCUCUGUGGUGUGUGGACAGAGAGCUACUUGCCACCAAGUACUGCAGAGGUCUUCUUUCACCUCAUGGUUUCAAUGAAGGCGAGGACUUAAGUGAUUUAACAUUCUGAACACUGAUGAAAACAAAACUCAUAAAUGCAGAUAAUGUUGUAUAGAAGACGUUCAAAAAAAUAUUUUUAAUGCACAGCUUGGAUUUUACCUGUAUCUUAAUCCUUCUUGAUGUCGUUUUAAGUAGCACUUGCUGUCAUGGAAAGAGCCUUUUUGUUUUAGAUAGAUUGGAAUAUUUUAUUAAAAUGCACUUUACAAAGUAUACUUAAUAAGAAAAA